Messenger RNA from Cydia fagiglandana, 1461 nucleotides. It is a transcript of the gene DnaJ-11, whose product is annotated as dnaJ homolog subfamily C member 30, mitochondrial-like. NCBI's taxonomy places the organism in Eukaryota, Metazoa, Arthropoda, Insecta, Lepidoptera, Tortricidae. The coding region runs from base 136 to 804 and encodes 222 amino acids. The record is from RefSeq and is a predicted model, not a curated record. The transcript is spliced from 5 exons.
AUCCACUUUUACGUAACGAAAAACGAUAGUUGUCAAAAUUAGACAGAUAAUCGGCUGCAAAAAUAAAAUUAUGACUUCUUAUCCAAUUCCAAAAUAAAAACAAACUCCUCAUAGUCUCCCAGGAAUUUCUAAAUUAUGCUUAGACAAAAUAACACAAGAUUAGUCAAAAACGUCGUGAGAAUGUUGCACAACUCGUCCGUGGCUUAUGCUAACCAUUAUGAAGUCCUAGGAGUCACACCAAGGUCUACACAGAAUGAUAUAAAGUCAGCAUAUUACAAAUUGUCAAAAUUAUAUCACCCAGACAGAUCAAGCGAUGAUGCAUCAGCUAAGAAAUUUCGAGCAAUAUCAGAGGCAUAUGAAGUAUUAGGAAAUGUAAAAUUGAAGAAAAUGUAUGACAAGGGUUUAUUGACACGAGAGAGUCCCCACAGUCACACAGACUACCGCCCUGAGCCUGAACCAACAGACCCUACCCUAAAGUUCUACAAGUCCAGAGCUUCAAGACACGUCACUCCUACUAUGGAUGGGAAAGUACCAAUUUACGACUUUGAUGCCUGGUCAAAAAACCAUUAUGGAGAUGUGUUCAAAAAAUCACAAUAUGAUAAAGAAAUGUUGAGGAAGAAACGGGAGAAGCAAAUGGAUGCAGUGCAUUCCAACCGUCAAGAGGCGACUAUUUAUAUUCUGUUUGCACUCACAGGGCUCUUCUUCGCACUGGUGCUCCGCGGGCAGUCAGAUUAUGAUGUGGACAGGACGCGCAAAAUAGAAACUAUACAAAGUAGCACCGAGGACAAAACUGAGUCUUCAUAGUACAAUUUAAUAUUAUUGUAUUAAAUUUUAGUUCAUACGGGUUAUAAAGUAAUAUGGAAUAAAUUAUUUCAAAUCAUAUGCUCUUGUUGUAGAAAAACUGGGCUGCAGGAAAUAAGAUCCUAUUUGCGUUAGCAAUAAAGCCCACUGCCACAAUCAGUGACAACCGCCUGUACCUCUCCACACAAGGCCAUUUAUGAGUUUAGUUGCGAAACUAAAUUCGAUAAAAUGGCGUUUAUUAACAUUUAUACAUCAUGUACAGUCGACGUUAAAGAUAUGUUUACAUUUUUUCACCUUAUUACAAAAUACAAAGGAGUAAGGUCUAAACGUGUAAACAUAUUUUUGACGUCGAUUGUACUAACGUGUAAAACUUUUUUUCGUGGUUUUAUUUCUCGUAAUCAAUAGUAAUUUAUUUCAUAUAAUUGUAGUGUUGUUAAACAAUUUUUAGUCCAAAUUUUAGCACUAAUGUGAUAGUUCUUGAUUGUUAUUGUUUGUUUCAAUUUAAUGAUAAAAGUGCUUUGUAUAUAUUGUACAUAUCUACAAUAACUUUAAAUAACAUGUGAUACGUCAUACCACGACGCGUGUAAAGGUUGGCCGAUUGCCUAAAUCAUGUGAGGAGAUAAUGUAAAUGACUAGAAAAUACAAUAAUUAUUUAAAGUU